AUGCCCAAGCAAGCCGCGAGCAACCACCGCGGAACUCAGCUGACCAUCGACGGCGAAGCCCACACACUCGGCGUGGACCUGUUCACCGCCGCCCGAGCCUACCUUCGCUUUUCUGCCUUCCCGCGCUACGCCAAGUUCCUGAGGCUGGCGGCGCUCUACCCUGAACGCCGUCUGCACGCGCUGCCGGACGUCGAGCUCCUGUGGAAGACCCAUCUCAUUCGCCCCAUCCACUACCGCAAGGAAAUGGAGCUCCUGUUUGGGCGUGUGGUGGACCACGCGGAGCUGAGCGCCGCCGCUGAGACAGCAGCGGCCUUGUCCCCCUCGGUCUUGGCCGAGACCGAGCGCUUGUGGGAGCUCCACUAUGCCGAGCCCUACGCUCUCGAUCGUACCGAAGAGGCCGCUUCGCCGGCCGAUGGCGGCGCCGAUUCGGCGGAAGUGCUGACGCGGCUGCCCGGUGGAGGCGAGGCUCCGUCGUGGGAGGCCGUGGCGGCGGGCAUCUCCGUGAAGCCCGACGAGGUGGAGAAGGACGCCCGGUGGCUGCCCUUCCUCCGCACCUUCGUCGCCAAAGAUAAGACGGAGGAGCUGUGCAAUGAUGAGUGCACGCUGAAGCGAUGCGUGGAGGGCUACGCCCGCUUCAUCGCCGAUUGCAAGCAGGCCUUCAGGAAUGGCCAGCCGCUGCAUCAGACGGACAGAGGAGAGGAGGGACCCACCUACGACAUCGACUUUAUGUGGCAUGCUCACAUGAUGCACCCGGUGGCGUACCGACGCGACUGCCAGGCCCUGGGCGUCAACCUCGACCACUUGCCGUGGCCCCACCACCACUAG
Molecule: messenger RNA, 825 nt
Organism: Acanthamoeba castellanii str. Neff
Lineage: Eukaryota; Discosea; Longamoebia; Acanthamoebidae
Exons: 7
Coding region: 1-825 (274 amino acids)
Source: RefSeq, a predicted model, not a curated record